Messenger RNA from Aphanomyces invadans, 956 nucleotides. RefSeq lists its product as hypothetical. NCBI's taxonomy places the organism in Eukaryota, Oomycota, Saprolegniomycetes, Saprolegniales, Verrucalvaceae. The transcript is spliced from 4 exons. The coding region runs from base 376 to 924 and encodes 182 amino acids. The record is from RefSeq and is a predicted model, not a curated record.
GCAUCUGCGUCGCCGUCGCCCGGGCAGCUGGAAACGUCAAGAAAUCCAUUUCGAGCUAUGCCGAGUGCAUCAGACCGCGGCCGCGACAACAUGUUGGCACCUGGAACUUCUGCACGUAGGCUUGGUACACAAUGUCGUCGCGAGUUCCGUCAUCCUGGUCGAUGAUCUUCACAAACACUUUGAACGCAAGGCGCGACCGUGCGUGUUUCUUGGCGUGGAUUGCCCACUCAAGCUCGGCCAGAGCAGGAUCUCCCGUGCCGCCCCCAUCGCUCGGCGCCAUGUCGCGCUAUUUAUAGCAGCUGGCUGGGACGCCAUCGUGCACGGCUCUCUCGGCCACAUCUGCAAAGCGCCGGGACACGUCGUUUAAAACUCGUGAUGGAAUACACCAAGAGCUCUUACAAUGGCCCGACCACGUUUGGAAGGUUGAAUGGCCAGGGCGUGUACUCAUUUGGCGAUGGAUCCCGAUACGAAGGCGAGUUCCAAAACGGCCAGUUCCACGGGACCGGCACGUUGUACUUUGCAGAGGGCAAGUACGAAGGAACAUGGCGCGAUGGAAAGCGCGUCGACGGCAAGUUUACGUUUGCCGAUGGCCUCGGGUACGACGAGCCGUGGACGUACAUGAACGAUGGAGACCGCCGAUUCCAUUCGGAAAAGAUGGCGCACGUGAAAGCGACCAACGAAACCAAGGCGGGAUGGGGCAUCCUUCCGGCCGGCGAGACAGCGCACUGCGACGAGGGCUUGCAAAAGUCGCUCCCGAUGGGGUACUACGACGCCGGCAACGGCUUGUACGACGAGCUGACCAACACAAUCAUGGCUGUCAACACCAACGACACAACGACUAUGCCUCGGGAAGCGACGGCGGACGAGGCGCGGUGGAUCAAGGCCCAGGCGGCCAAGGGGUUUCCGCAAAAGAACCAAGGAUAACACUACACGUGCGAUCUCACGUUUCGAUUGAG